Molecule: messenger RNA, 1909 nt
Organism: Misgurnus anguillicaudatus (oriental weatherfish)
Lineage: Eukaryota; Metazoa; Chordata; Actinopteri; Cypriniformes; Cobitidae
Product: C3a anaphylatoxin chemotactic receptor-like
Biological process (GO): complement receptor mediated signaling pathway; phospholipase C-activating G protein-coupled receptor signaling pathway; positive regulation of cytosolic calcium ion concentration
Cellular component (GO): plasma membrane
Molecular function (GO): G protein-coupled receptor activity; complement receptor activity
Source: RefSeq, a predicted model, not a curated record
AUGACGACGUCAACCAGCAAUGCACAAGUCAACAUGGACCUCCUCACCUCCAUCACAAUAUUCCUCCAAUGUGUGACACACUUGCUUGGUGUUGUUGGAAAUGGAGUGGUCAUCUACGUAGUGGGUCUAAAAAUGAAAAAAACUGUCAACACCAUCUGGUUUCUGAACCUGGCAGGAGCCGAUUUUCUAUUUACUUUCUUCAUGAUCUUUAACAUAAUCUACACAUUCCGUAAUUUCGACUGGCCUUUUGGUGAUUUCAUGUGUAAGUUAUGCAGCCUGGUGACAGUGCUUAAUAUGUUUGCCAGCACCUUCCUUUUAGCGGCUAUUAGCGUGGACCGUUGUCUGUCCACAUGGAUGGCGGUUUGGGCCCGGACCAAACGUACGCUAUUCAAAGCAAAAAUAAGCUGCUUGGUAAUAUGGUCGGCAUCCAUCGCUUGCAGUAUUCCUUUGGUGAUUUUUCGAAAAACAAAAUUUUAUGAUUCCGUACAAAUAACCGUGUGCAUUGCUGAUUUUCCCUAUGAUCUAGCAACCUAUAAGAUUCUGGUAAUGUAUCGUUUCAUUGUGGGAUUCAUGCUCCCUUUCAUCGUAAUCUUUAGUUUGAACCUGGCAAUUGGCGUGAAAGUUCGAAGGCUACGAAGAAACAAUAAACUUAAGCCAUUUCGUAUUAUUCUAGCUGUAAUCCUCGCCUUUUUCUUCUGCUGGCUUCCCUUCUACAUACAUCAACUUAUCGACCUGCGGAUACGCGAAAUAAAUGCUACAAACCCGUCAGACGAGCUUGACAGAUUUAAGGAAGUUUUAGACGCGGUAGCGCCCCUCAUAGUUAGUCUCGCCUAUCUGAACAGCUGUCUGAAUCCAUUCUUGUAUGUGUUGAUGUGUGACGAAUUCCAGAAGAAACUAAAGCAGUCUUUGGUGAUUGUGUUUGAGAGCGCAUUUGCAGAGGAACACCUGACUCUUCUCUCACAACAAUCCCAACCCAAAAACAACUCCCAAUCUAUGCAUGGUAAAGGAACUGAAGGAACUGGGUCUUCUGAGGAUUAAUAUAAUGCACCAUGCACUAUGAUAUGUAAGGAUUUUAAGAAUAUAUUUUAUUACAUUUACGCAUUUGGCAGAUGCUUUUAUACACAGCAACUUGCAUAACAAGAAUUACAUUUUCAUUCAUAUGUUCCCUGGGAUCUAACCCAUCUUUUUGAAUUGCUAAUGCAAUGCUUUACCACUCAACAUAUUUUUUUGUGCUAUGCCAUGAUGAAACAAUGUUAAUAUUAUUUAGUGACAAAGAAAUUAGUUUUCUUAUGUACAAUGUAACAAUGUAAUAGUAGCUGUAAUUUUUUCUUAAUGCAGUUUUUUUACAAUAAAUAUAUUACUAUUAUUAUUGUGUUUUCAUGGAUCUUUUAAAACCUUGGAAUAUAAGCUAUUUUAUAAGUAAGGAAACCUUGACGACGGGACAUUGAAUUAUAAAAAAUAAUGCACACCCAAGGUGGUAAUGCGGCACGAUGCGAAUAUGUUGAUGUGAGAAGUGUAAAUAAGAUACACCAUCCUUUUAGUGGAACAUUUAUCAACUGGUAAGACAAGGUCAACAAACUAAACCUGUUAAACUAUCAUAAUUCAAUUGCACAAACCAAUGGACUUUUUGACGAAUGUCUUCAGCUAAUCUUUAGCUUCUUUGAAGUAAAGCAUAUCUAAUGAAGCACACGCAAAGACCUGAACUGGAAAUGACCUUUCUUGCCAAAUACAAAAGUUUGUUAUGCAAAACCUCAAUUUUAAGUAAGAAAUAAAACAUGAAAAAGCACCAUGUGAGGAUCAUUACACUGUACCCUUUAAAGAAUCUCUUGCCAUCUGUGAAGAUGUGAACGAUUCCUCCAAUAACCUAAUGAAGACCUUGAUGCACUUAGAAUGAACUUUUAAGUUCCUU